Rhinopithecus roxellana (golden snub-nosed monkey) is the source of this 1890-nucleotide messenger RNA. RefSeq lists its product as uncharacterized. The record is from RefSeq and is a predicted model, not a curated record. Lineage: Eukaryota; Metazoa; Chordata; Mammalia; Primates; Cercopithecidae. The transcript has 2 exons. The coding region runs from base 455 to 835 and encodes 126 amino acids.
AACUGGCCUGUGUUAAGCGGAUGGGCUCGGCCUCAGGGACAGGGUGCUGGGCUAAAAAAAAAAGCUCGCGGCGAUCACCGGUGCCAGGGCUCUCCAGAAACGGAGCCCACCUAACCAUUGCCCAGCACACUCCCUCGGCUCCACACGCGAGACCACCCCCGAUCCGCACUAAGUCGGCCAACUGCGCUCUGGAGGCGGCGGCAGCCAGCGAGGGAGAAGGGGAACUUGAGAAGGGGAAGGCUGUCCCGGGGACCCGAAGAGGACAGCCCCGCUAUCGGGAAACGGGUGAGGCAUAAAACACUCCCGGCUUCAGGCCGACGCUUCCUGGCCUCUGGAGGCCCAGUCGGGGCGGCUGGGGGCGACGCGGCAGGGGGCUCCGCGCCCAGGCUCCCGCGGAGCUGCCACACGUGGAGGUUCCCACUUUGGGGUCGCGGCCGCAGCAGCACCGGGCGGGAUGCUGUCCGCGCUGUCGGCAUCCGGCCGCGGCCUGCGAGGAGACGCCUGCCCCGAGCCCCGCGGCCCCGGCCCCCGUCCGCCCUCCCUCCCUGCUCGGUGGCCUCGUACUCACGCUGACUUCAUGGCAGCAGGCUCCACGCCGCCCAAACGCGCGCACGGGACGGCGAGCUGGCGAAGACUGCGGGACGUUAGGACCGGCAGCAGGAACUGGAACUCCGCGGCUAAAGCGCGGUGCUCUGCGAAGCCGGCGGCGACGCUAAGAGCCCAGGUGAGCUCCCGCCUGGCGCAUUUCAAACGGGCCAAUCAGCGCCCGUCCGCAGGGAGCGGCAGGACCUCCGAGGAAGUGACUGCGCUACCGGAAGUGGCGUUUGUCUCCUAGGCGACCGACGCCAAAAGGGCGGCGGAGUUGUGUGUCAGGGCUGGAGGGAGAUCUUGAGGUCCUCCUAGUGACUGACCUGGUUCAUUCUCCCAAAGUAGUUGACAGGCCACUACGAGAGCUCUUGAGAGAAGCUUUGUGACAUGAAAUUCAUCAAAUGAAGCAAGAUUCAUUUUUAAAUAAUAUUACAAAGCUCCAGAGUAAUAUGCUCAAUCCAAUUGUUUAAAUAGAAUAAAACAACUCCAUUUUAAGUAAAUUUAAAAUUAAUGAAAUAUCAAUAGUUUGCCUUAACAAGGACUUGCUUGAACCAUGCUCUCCUUUUAAAAUCACACACACAGAACCAGUGUACAUUUGGAGAAAUUUCCCCAGCUGAAUACCUUUUUGACAUGAAUUCAUUCAAAAGACACCAACCAUUAUGAAUAUUUUAGGCCAUGAUAAGCUGUAACCGCCUCCGGCUUGUGGUGGUUAGGGUGUUGCAGCUUUAUGUUGACAUUUGGCAUGAAAAGCUUAUGGUCUGAGUCAUGUUUCUUUUUUGUGUAAUUCCGGCUUGGGAAUCCGGUACAGAGCAGCUGAGAAAUAAAUUAUGUUGCUGAGGCUGAAGAUGAUGCACAGAAGUAUGGCUCCGGCUAUGUGAGAGAAAGAGAAGGGCUUGGAGGUGGCUAGGAGCCAUUCCUUCCUCAGAGUCUUGUCCAGAAGUAUGGCCUCCAUCUGCAUAUGCGUGGCCAGGAUCACACACACAUGAAACAGCUGGUGACUGUGACCUAUGGCAAACACAAAAGGCCGUCAAGAUCAGCAGUGAAAAGGAAUGAGUACUGAUACAUGCUAUGGCAUGUAUGCUAAAAAUGAUGCUAAGUGAAAGAAACCAGACAGGAGACCACAUAUUAUAUGAAAUCUCCAGAAUAUGCAAAUCCAUAAAGACAGAGAGUAGAUUAGUGGCUGCCUCAAGCGGGGUGAGAAUAGGGAUUAACAGUGCAUGGGUCUGAUGGAGGGGAUGAAAAUGUUCUAAAACUGAUGUAUGGUGAAUUUACUGAAAAUAUCAUUAAAUUGUAUACUUGACA